CACGCACGCACGCACACACACACACACACACACACACAAAAUGCGUUUGUGUACCCACCCUAAGUAAUUACAGCUUUUAUUCCAGUCAGGCGAAUCAUUUACAGCAAAUCUUCUCCUGUCUGAAGAGGAGAGAAAACAGGCGAGCUAAAAAUGCACACGUGGAAGCCUGUCCGGCGAGUGAUUGACAGGCCAUUCAGCCAAUCAGAGCGCAGAUGAGUGACGUUACGUCCAGGAUUGAGCCAAUCGAUGAUUGCAUGGGCGGUUUACUCAAAAAUAACGGGUGUUAUUAAAAAAAAAAAAAGAAAGAAAGAAAGAAAGAAGAAAACUAAGCAAGGAAAAUCGGUGUGAAGCAUGUGGGAUGUAGAAGUCGGUGUUCGUGAUGUUUGAACAGUUUUCCUUUCAAAAGUGAAGAAAAAAAAGGCGAAAAAAAGACUGAAGACUUUAUAAACACUCAUCCGUCUUCCUUUCUUCUCCAGUCUGUAAGGUAGCUGUGAGUCAUCAUGGGGAGUUUUAAAGGCCACGCGCUACCUGGCAGCAUGUUACUGAUCAGCGGUGUGUGGUGGGCGGUGAAGUACUCGCUGUGGUACGCCAUCCGCAGGAACAAGAGCGCCGGUGCAGCGAGGCUUACGACGCGAGCCACACAGCACCGCCUCGAAAUCAUCGAAGGGGCCACGAUACUCUUCUUCGGUGUUGUCGGGAUACUAGGAGAACAGUUUACAGUGGACGGUCCGAAGCUCCACCUGUACGACUCGUCCACUCAGCACUGGGAAAAACUGAUGAACUGGCAGCACACGACCAUAUACCUGUUCUUCGGCCUGGCCGGAGCAACGUCCCUCACCGUCCACAGCACCAGCGCAGCACCUCUGGCCUUAGAUCGCUUACUGCUGGGCCUGGCUUUCUUCAACGAAGGAUUCAUAUUCCUUUAUCACCUGCACGGCAGAGAGAUGCUGGAUGUCCACGUCCACAUGCUCCUGCUGUACGCCGUGUUCGGAGGAGCUCUCGUCUGCCUGCUGGAGGUCUUCCACAGAGGAAACGUGCUGCUGGAGCUGUUACGCGCCGCACUCAGUCUGCUGCAGGGCAGCUGGUUCUGGCAGAUUGCCUUUGUGCUGUACCCACCCAGUGAGGUGAAGUGGGAUCAGUCUGAUCACAACAACGCAAUGUUCAUCACCAUGUGUUACAGCUGGCACCUGGCCUUCGCUCUCGCCAUCGUGGCUGUAGCACACACCACUGUCAUAUGCAUAGUACGUUCCAAACUCAGCAGGAUUCCGCCGAUGGAGAUGGGUCUGCUGAAACCACAGGAAAGAGAAGGAGACUCUGAAGACGAGGGUUUAUAAGUAUUUAUCGCCCCUGUGGCAGGUUUUCUCAGUUUAGAAACGCACGAGAGCCACCUGAAAAGGCCAGCACGUAUCCAAAUAAACCAGUACCAGGGACAGCGUUGACUUCCUGUAGGCUCGGUCCACUACGCCGAGUGUCCACGAUGACGGUUCACCUUCAGCCGCCCUUAUGUUCUGUCUAGUCGUCUCUCUCUAAAAAGGAAAACUCUAGUUUUAAAAAAAAAAAUCAUAAUCUCUAUCCACUGGAUCUGUAGUGUAUCUGUGUUAGAAGAAUUUCAUCUCCACUCAAAAAAGAAACCUGUUUACUGAAAACUCACGUAUAAUGGAAAGUCUAAGGGCAGAUGUUGAUCUCAAUUCAUUUUUUUUUUUUAAUAACUACAUGGCAAAAAAUGUUGACAUCGUCAUUACACCGGAACGACAAACGUGUGAGGAUGAACGAAACGAAACGAGAAUCGACUCGUUAGUGAUUCCAGACUUUACUUCCUGUACCAACCUACGUAGGUUUGUAACAAAAAGCCCCGCCUCUGGUCUUCAUCGGCCGCUCGCCGACAGCGCUAGACCGAUCUCAAUCGCGACAGACUGGGACGUCUGACCAAUCAGAGCAGAGUAUGCUCUCUGAAAGGAGGAGUUUAGAACGAAUCAUUUAGAACGAAUCAUUUAACGAGUCGUUUGUGACACUGGGGGAAAAAAGGUAUCGCUGCGGUUUAAAUGACGAGCACGUUAAAGUCUUUUUUGACCUCGGAUGCGUGUAAAUCUAUCGUAUGAGACCUUUACAACAACAUUAGGAACGUUUCAAAUCCAUAAUAUGUGCGCUUUACGAAUGAGCGGUAAUCACGCGUACACUACAGAUAACAACGCCGACCGACUUUAUGAUUUUUCCGAAACGCUGGAGUGUUCCUUGGAAGACAGAGACGACUGGAUUCGCAACGGUGGUGCAAUCAUUCCUUGCCUUUGUUAGAAAUGACCAAAGAACCUAUCCUGUUUUAACUAAAGACGCUGUUACAAUGGUGUAUGGUGAGCUACAUAUUUAUACUGUAUGUGCAUUCGUGGUUAAUACAUCGUACAAACACUAAGAUAAAUACCGAGGUAAUAAUAAUAGCCUUUUUCAAGAUUCAAAGAAGGAGGUCGUUAGAUUUAGAACGUUUACUGAUAAAAACAGCACACACACACACACACACACACACACACGGUAAUAAGACACAGAAAUAGCUAUAAUAGUAGUAGAAAUGUUAGAUAUCAUUUCAGUAGGAAUAAUAACAUCACGUUGAGAUUUUUCUGAGCAGAAAUCACGUGCAAUCUGGGAAGAGCCUUGAAUUACAGUGUGUGGAGUAUUUAUUGAUACAGUAUGAACAUACAUACGCGGUAUACUUUGUAAAGAUACCGAUACUGUUUCAAGUCAGGAUUCGAAACAGCCUUGUAUUAUUUAACAGGGAUAUUUUAUAUACAUAUAUAGAUAUAUAUAUAAAACGGAUACACUUUCACGAAAGGAUGUGUGUAAUUUUCCCCCUCUCUCUUUUUUUUAAUCGUGUUAAGUUAGUUAACUUUUGUUAUUUGUGCUAUACACUGGUAGCUUUGUGCCGGCUGUGUUUAUGAGAACGCGUCGUGUAAAAACGUCGCCGUAAAUCUUCGCUCUAAAAAUAAAAACACUUCAAAAAACAACAAAAAAACCGAUUCUGUCGUGUCUGAUAUUAAGUGCAGUGCCUCCAGCCGAACGCUACAGAGCGCGUGGAGAUUUCCGAGGAAGAAUUUUUAAAAAGUCGACG
This is a messenger RNA of Ictalurus furcatus (blue catfish), 3097 nucleotides long. RefSeq names its product transmembrane protein 45a (gene tmem45a). The transcript is spliced from 7 exons. The record is from RefSeq and is a predicted model, not a curated record. The coding region runs from base 501 to 1334 and encodes 277 amino acids. NCBI's taxonomy places the organism in Eukaryota, Metazoa, Chordata, Actinopteri, Siluriformes, Ictaluridae.